This is a messenger RNA of Manihot esculenta (cassava), 3432 nucleotides long. RefSeq names its product heat shock 70 kDa protein 16. The record is from RefSeq and is a predicted model, not a curated record. Gene Ontology annotation, biological process: protein folding. Gene Ontology annotation, molecular function: ATP-dependent protein folding chaperone; ATP binding. The transcript is spliced from 9 exons. Lineage: Eukaryota; Viridiplantae; Streptophyta; Magnoliopsida; Malpighiales; Euphorbiaceae. The coding region runs from base 770 to 3055 and encodes 761 amino acids. Gene Ontology annotation, cellular component: cytosol; nucleus.
UAUAUUUCCUUCCCUAGAAUGGUUAAUGCCUCGGCAAACAAAACGGAGAUUUUGUCUCUCCAUCGCCACUUAACUUUCUUUCAAUCUGCUAGGGUUCUGUAUUCUCUAGCUCCUUAUCCACUAUAGUGUCCAUAAUUCAGGUUUUUCCCCCCCUUUUUUUGUGGCUUCAUCGAAGCUAAAUUUUACUGAUAUUUUGUUUCAGAAAGAAGAAAAAAAUCUAGUGCUAUUUCUUUCAUUUAUUUUUGUGUGGUUCUGGGUAUUCUUCUUCUGUCUGGUUGCUGAGAAAAUGAGGAAUAGGAAAGAAAUUAUUGUGGAUCGUGUUGUAUUGUUUCCAAAUGUUUGAUAAUGGGGCAACUUUGGCGAGUCACGUAAAUGCUGUCCUGCUCGCUUUCCCCUACGCUUUUGUUUCCGUAAACGUUGGGAUCAUUGGCAAUUGAAACCAAGUUUGAUUUUUAUUUUCUCGGCCUACAUUUUCAUAGCUAUUCAAAAAUGCCUUGAAGCGCUGCAAUGUUUUACGAUCAAGAAUAGGCCAUUUUAUUAGCAGUAAUUAAUAUUUCAUUAAAAUGUUUUAGUUAUUGAUCUCCAUUUCCUCUUUAUAGCUCUGUCGGUGAAUGUUUAGGGGCUGUGAAGAAAUUUUUAGGGAGUUUGCAGAAAGUACUUGAGUCGAUUAAUUGGGAAGCAAGGAGAAGAAGUGGGUUGAUUUAGUUAUUCCUUUGUGGGGUUGUGUUGUAGUUGUCUUUUGCAGGGUAUAUGUUCUUGGGAAAGUAAAAUGAGUGUGGUUGGGUUUGAUAUAGGUAAUGAAAACUGUGUUAUUGCCGCUGUGAAAGAACGGGGUAUUGAUGUGCUGUUGAAUGAUGAAUCUGCACGCGAAACGCCAUCUGUGGUGUGUUUUGGUGAGAAACAGCGGUUUAUUGGGGCUGCUGGUGCUGCUUCUGCUAUGAUGAACCCAAAAUCCACUAUAUCUCAAGUGAAGAGAUUGAUUGGCCGGAGUUUUACAGAUCCUGAUGUUCAAAAUGAGCUAAAAAUGUUACCAUUUGAGACUUCUGAAGGGCAGGACGGUGGCAUUUUGAUUAAGUUGAAAUAUUUGGGUGAGACACAUACAUUUACACCAGUUCAGAUCAUGGCAAUGCUCUUCUCACAUUUGAAAGGAAUAACAGAGAAAAAUUUAGAAAUGCCUGUUCUCGAUUGUGUGAUUGGGAUACCAUCAUACUUCACAGACUUGCAGAGACGGGCAUAUUUGAAUGCUGCAGCAAUUGCUGGGUUGAAGCCUUUGAGAUUGAUGCAUGAUUGUACUGCAACAGCGCUCAGCUAUGGGAUUUACAAAACUGAUUUCUCCAAUUCAGGGCCAACAUAUGUCGCAUUUGUUGACAUUGGUCACUGUGACAUGCAAGUAUCCAUCGUAUCAUUUGAGUCUGGGCAUAUGAGGGUUCUAUCCCAUGCUUUUGAUAGCAACUUAGGAGGAAGGGACUUUGAUGAGGUUUUGUUUAGCUAUUUUGCUGAACAGUUCAAGGAGAAUUACAAAAUAGACGUGUAUUCUAAUGUAAGGGCUUGUAUUAGGUUAAGGGCAGCAUGUGAGAAGUUGAAGAAAGUUUUGAGUGCAAAUCCAGAGGCACCUCUGAAUAUUGAGUGCUUGAUGGAUGAGAAAGAUGUUAAAGGUUUUAUUAAGAGAGAGGAAUUUGAAAGGCUGGCUUCAGGAUUAUUGGAGAGAAUAAGUGUUCCUUGCAAGAAAGCUUUAGCUGAUGCAGGGAUACCAGUGGGGAAGAUCCAUUCUGUUGAGCUUGUUGGCUCAGGGUCUAGAAUGCCAGCCAGUACUAAGUUGUUAGCUUCUCUAUUUGGGAGAGAACCCAGCCGGACACUAAAUGCAAGUGAAUGUGUGGCACGUGGAUGUGCCCUCCAGUGUGCAAUGCUUAGUCCAAUUUUUCGAGUGAGAGAAUACGAGGUUCAAGAUUCAUUUCCUUUCUCUAUUGGAUUAUCAUCAGAUAAAGGCCCAAUUAGUGCAGGGUCAAAUGGCAUAUUGUUUCCAAAAGGACAACCCAUUCCAAGUAUCAAAGUUUUGACUUUCCAACGAAGUAAUUCAUUUCAUUUGGAAGCAUUCUAUGCCAAUCCAAAUGAACUUCCCCCUGGUGCAUCUUCAAAAAUUAGUUCUUCCACAAUUGGUCCUUUCCCUGGCUCCUAUAGUGAAAAGGCAAGGAUUAAACUUAAAGUCCAAUUAAACCUUCAUGGAAUUUUCACCAUUGAGUCGGCUAUGUUGAUGGAAGACCAUAUAGAUGAUUGUGUGAGAAGGGACAAUGCUUAUCCAGAAAGAGACAAAAUGGAAGCAGACUCUGCUUCAUUUGGUUCUUCAACAAAGCUUGCAAAUGGUGAUGAUGACGAUGUGACAAUGGCUGCCAGAUCAUUAGAUGAUUCAGUUAAUGGCGCAACAAAAAAUAAUGCCGGUCAUAGGCUUGAGAUACCAGUUACUGAGGACAUAUAUGGUGGAAUGACCGACGCUGAACUUUCAGAAGCUAAAGAGAAGGAAUUUCAGCUAGCUCAACAGGACAAACUUGUCGAACAAGCCAAAGACCAGAAGAAUGCCCUGGAAUCAUAUGUUUAUGAAACACGAAAUAAGCUUUUGAACACAUAUCGGAGCUUUGCCAGCGCUCAAGAGAAAGAGGGAAUCUCCAGGAGCCUACAGGAGACUGAAGAAUGGCUUUAUGAAGAUGGUGAUGAUGAAACUGAGAAUGCUUAUACCUCAAAAAUGCAGGACCUUCAGAAGUUGGUGGAUCCCAUUGAGAAUCGGCAUAAAGAUGUAGAAGCAAGAGCACAAGCUAAACGAGAUCUGUUAAAUUGCAUUGUUGAGUAUCGAAUGACUGUUAAUUCUCUCCUGCCUGAGGAUAAGGAAUCAAUCAUUAACGAGUGCAAUAAAGCUGAGCAGUGGCUGAGAGAGAGAACCCAACAGCAAGACUCCUUACCCAACAACGCCAAUCCAGUGUUAUGGUCAUCGGAGAUAAAGAGCAGGACACAGGAUUUACACUCGACAUGCAAGCGUAUAUUGGAAAGGAAGGGAUCACCAUAAAGUUGGGGGGGCCCGGCCAGCCAGUAUAGGUUCCAAGAUUUUGAAGACCUCCCAGACAAGUUCCCCUUCGACGUACACUUGUGACGUAGGACAGAUUACAGAGUCCAAUUAUAGAAUUUUGAUAUUAAUAGGCAUAUACAAAAACUAUUAGUAGUAGUAGUAGUAGUAUUAAGGAUCCUGUCUUUCAGUAACCUGAUAAUGCUCUAUUAUUACAUAGGGUAGAUGGUGAGGUGCUGAUCAAGAUGGGUGGCCCUUUUUUCAUCUCAUCUAAGUAUAUGAGCUGUACUUCAAAAGACAAAUUUGAAGUUCGCUUUAUGUUCACCCUUAUUUUUGGUAAUGCAAGUGUGACCAUACUUCAUUCAUGGUUGGUUGGCAAA